AUAAUAACAAAGUGUAGCUAGUUUCCUCUGAUUGCUAGGAUUGAAAUUGUUAUGAGUAUUUUACUAUGCAUAGAUGGAUAGAAAUUAGUUCAGUGAAAUGAAGUGUAAGUUAAGAAAAAAGUAUGCUAAUUAUUUGAGCAUACAAAUGAUCAAUGGUCUUGGUCCACAUGUUGUGAGCGGCGGCUUCUUAUUCUGAAUUUUACGGCCAUGGAAUUCGUUGCUCCCAAUUUAAGGAAAAAGUGAAAAAAGUUAUGAUAUGGCUUCUUCUCUGGUUCCCCUUGAUUUAUCUAGGACUAAAGAUAUGGAAAAUCAGAUACAAGGAGAUGACGUACCAGAUGAAGGCCUCAACUGCAACAACAAUCCACAACGUCAUUGAUACUUUAUUCUUCUCCGAUUCUAGGGAAGUGUUCGGUGGUGGCGCUUCAUUAAUUAUUAUUAGA
This is a messenger RNA of Rubroshorea leprosula, 440 nucleotides long. NCBI's taxonomy places the organism in Eukaryota, Viridiplantae, Streptophyta, Magnoliopsida, Malvales, Dipterocarpaceae. The record is from the annotation of a GenBank genome assembly.